AAAAAAUCUACAGAAAGUCACGUGUUCCUUGCGCAUGCGUGAAGUGUGUGUCUUCCGGUACCAGUCGUGUUGUGAAACGUAUCUGCAUUAAUUCCUUCAUUUUUACAUUUGUACUUAUUCGUCCAUCGCAAGAAAAAACUAAAUGUAAUUAUUUAUUCGCGUCAAGAUUAACUUAACUCGUGUCAGCGAACUGUAAAGCCUAUCAGGCUGAGCUUGCUAGGUAGCUUAGGUCGCUAGUUAGCCUAGCUUGUUAGCCGCUAACAAGGAGACGCGGAAAUGGUCAACACAUCGCUAAGCAGAGAUCAAGUCUACAAUCGGGCGGAAGGCGGUGUACACCCUGGACAAGUCACCAUCUCAUCGCAGCUACACGUAACAAUUCCGGACUAUUCAGUGGAAAAUAACACUGCAGCGAUCACGUUCAUACAAAUAGCUGUUUAAAAGGCAGCUGUGAGCUUGGCUCCUCGGCUUCUCUCUGAGACACUGUGUGUUCACCGCAGCCGUCCGACCUCGAGCUCUUGCUGCUGGAGGCUCCCAUUAAAAACAAUGUGAGGACUUGAGGAGCCCUCACCCUUGUGACGUCAUCGUCUGCGACUUCCGGUAAAGUAGACGUCUGCUAAGACAAUCUUCUCCCUGAGCACCAGGAGUGGAGCUUCAAGAUGGAGCAGAAGAAGCCACAAACCCCCCACAACAAAGAGGAAGAGGAGGAAUACAGCAUUGGUCAGGAGGGAAUGCAUCUUGAAUGGUUGAAGGAGUUCCCAGUUAUUGGUGUGACUGUGAAGAGUGAUGAUGAUGAGGUCAAAAGGGAAAGUCAGGAGAAGAGAAAGGUGGAGCCUCCAAACAGCAGCUCAAAUCAACACAUGACAACAGAAGCUGAUGGAGACCUCUGUGGAGGAUCACAAGCAGAGAAGCUUUUAGCUCCACUAUCAGAUAGUGAGGACACAACGUCACACUCUCCUGACACUGAUGACGAAGAUAACACACACUUGACAUGUUCUCACUGUGACAAAACAUUUAGGUAUCCUAGUCAUCUGAAAAUACACACGAGAAUACACACUGGAGAAAAACCUUUUUGCUGUUCAAUCUGUGGUUUAUGUUUUACACAGAGUGGAAGUUUGAAAGUGCACACGAGAAUACACACUGGAGAAAAAACAUUUGUGUGCUCAAUUUGUAGUAAAAGAUUCACCCAUGAGGCAAAUUUAAAAGUACACACAAGAAUACACACUGGAGAAAAACCUUUCAUGUGUUCAGUCUGUCGGAAAGAUUUUGUACGAAAUACCGAUUUUAAAGUACACAUGAGAAUACACACUGGAGAAAAACCUUUUUCCUGUACAGUCUGUAGUAAAAGGUUCGUGCGAAGCCAACAUUUGAAAAGACACUUGAGAACGCACGCUGGAGCGAAAACAUACUCCUGUUCAGACUGCAAUAGGAGAUUCUGUGACCGACUAGCAUUUAAAAAACAUAUGAAGACACACACAGGUGAGAAAGGAUUGAGUUGCUUUGUGUGUGGUGAAAGAUUCUCUUCUAAGUACCAGUGUAAGAAACACAAGUGUGCUGGUGAGAACAGCAGCAGCAAAUGAAGCCGCAGGAUUGGAAAUCAACCAUCAAGACUUUGAUAACUUUGACUUUCUAACAACAUCAGCACAUAUAACAUGUGUGACAUCGUUGUUGUGUGUGUAACACAUUCUCUUUAAUAUGCGUCUACAAUGUACAAAUACAAUGUUUUUUUUUAGAAUAGUAGGUUUAUUUUAUUCAAGUAUGUGUGUUAAUAUACUACAUCGUGUACAUAUCCUUAAAACAACUUCCUAUGAGAAA
This is a messenger RNA of Nerophis ophidion (straightnose pipefish), 1812 nucleotides long. RefSeq names its product gastrula zinc finger protein XlCGF17.1-like. NCBI's taxonomy places the organism in Eukaryota, Metazoa, Chordata, Actinopteri, Syngnathiformes, Syngnathidae. Gene Ontology annotation, molecular function: DNA-binding transcription factor activity, RNA polymerase II-specific; RNA polymerase II cis-regulatory region sequence-specific DNA binding. Gene Ontology annotation, biological process: regulation of transcription by RNA polymerase II. The transcript is spliced from 5 exons. Gene Ontology annotation, cellular component: nucleus. The record is from RefSeq and is a predicted model, not a curated record. The coding region runs from base 657 to 1577 and encodes 306 amino acids.